Messenger RNA from Ruditapes philippinarum (Manila clam), 840 nucleotides. Its product is annotated as puff II/9-2 protein-like. Lineage: Eukaryota; Metazoa; Mollusca; Bivalvia; Venerida; Veneridae. The coding region runs from base 1 to 840 and encodes 279 amino acids. The record is from RefSeq and is a predicted model, not a curated record. The transcript is spliced from 2 exons.
AUGUAUGUCGUAGAGAACGUGAAUCAUGUCGUAGAGAACGUAAAUCAUGACGUAGAGAACGUGAAUCAUUUCGUAGAGAACGUGAAUCAUGUCGUAGAGAACCUGAAUCAAUUCGUAGAGAACGUGAAUAAUCAUGCCAUGAUCUAUAGAAAACAUAAAUCACGUCAUAGAGAACGUGAAUCAUGUCGUAGAGGACCUGAAUCAUGUCGUAGAGAACGUGAACCAUGUCGUAGAACACGUGAAUCAUAUCGUAGAAAACGUGAAUCAUAUCGUAGAGAACCUGAAUCAUGUCGUAGAGAACCUGAAUCAAUUCGUAGAGAACGUGAAUCAUGUCGUACAGAAUGUAAACCAUGUCUUAGAGAACGCGAAUCAUGUCGUACAGAACAAAACCUGAAUCAUGUCGUAGAGAACGUGAAUCAUGACGUAGAGAACGUGAAUCAUGUCGUAGAUAACGUGAAUCAUGUCUUAGAGAACGUGAAUCAUGUCAUGAUCUAUAGAAAACGUGAAUCAUGUCGUAGAGAACGUGAAUCAUGUCGUAGAGAACUUGAAUCAUGUCGUAGAGAACUUGAAUCAUGUCGUAGAGAACGUGAAUCAUUUCGUAGAGAACGUGAAUCAUGUCGAAGAAAACGUAAAUCAUGUCGUAGAGAAUCUGAAUCAUGUCGUAGACAACGUGAAUCAUGUCGUAGAGAAUGUAAAUCAUGUCGUAGAGAACAUGAAUCAUGUCGUAGAGAACGUGAAUCAUGUCGUAGAGAACGUGAAUUAUGUCGUAGAGAAUGUAAACCAUGUCGCAGAGAACGUGAAUCAUGUCGUAGAGAACGUGAAUCAAGUCAUGAACUUUAG